AGCGAAGUGUGCGGUGGAAACGGCACGCGGCGGAGCUGCGCUGGUUUCUUCGUUGGUGUUGUUGUUGCUGUCUGAUUCAUUGCUCUCUUUCUCUUUUUUCUUUUAAAGGUAUUAUUGGCUUCCCCCUUCUCAUGUCAGACGACCUACCGCCGUCGCAGGAGUGUGGGUCUGCGGAAGCUCUUGACAGCAGCUACGUUCACCUCACAGCGCAGAUGCUGUUGCAGCUGCAGAAUCGCAACGUUGUCUCGGCGCUGCAGACGGCGGAGGCGAUCCGUGCGCUUUGCUUGGCUAACCCGCCACAGGCCGAUGCGGAAGCCGCGGUGCCGUCAUCAGAGGCCAUCGCGCAAGGGGAGAAGCUGUACCGGGGCAGCCCGGCAGAGCUGCUUCUGCGCCUACGCAACGAGCUCCUCUCGUCCGCUGACUUGCAGCAGCAACUGUCGCCCGGUGCACUUGGCUCAAGUCCCUCCGCGGCGCCCUCUACGCCAGGAGAUGACUCAACGGGCGAAGAAAGCGAAGGGAGCACCACCCACCGCGACACAUCGUCCACGCUGUCGGACCGUAGUGACACCGUCAGCAGUAGCGGCAGCAGCAGCACCUCAUCGUCGUUCGAAGAGGAUGACGAGAGAGACGAAGAUGAACGUCACAUGCUGCCGUCAGCACCCUUCUCGUUCUUAGCUGAAGCGCUCACGAAGUGGUGUCACAUGGCUCCUCCACCGCAGGCGCAACGCGGAGAGCAGUCCGCACAUCGAACAACACCACCAAUGUCACCACCGCUGAAGGAGACAGGUGUUCCAGCGGCACCGGUACGCGUGCCAGCACGUCCUUGCCCGCCAUCAUCGAAGCCGCUGCAGCAGCAGCAGCAGCGCCGCGCGGGACAGGAAAACAGCAAACGGAAGAGUGUCGAAGGCAACGCGAUGAGCGCUGCGCGGACAACACCCGCUCAAUGCAGUAUAACAGACGUUGACGCCGCCACUGAGGACGGGGAGGCGGAAGCGGAGGAGGCGUGGGAGCUCAUGCAACAGCAGGUGGCGAAGGAGAUGGAGCGCUUGGCUGUGGUGCGCAAACACCGCUGA
Molecule: messenger RNA, 1073 nt
Organism: Leptomonas pyrrhocoris
Lineage: Eukaryota; Euglenozoa; Kinetoplastea; Trypanosomatida; Trypanosomatidae
Exons: 1
Coding region: 132-1073 (313 amino acids)
Source: RefSeq, a predicted model, not a curated record